Molecule: messenger RNA, 2564 nt
Organism: Daucus carota subsp. sativus
Lineage: Eukaryota; Viridiplantae; Streptophyta; Magnoliopsida; Apiales; Apiaceae
Exons: 14
Coding region: 301-1974 (557 amino acids)
Source: RefSeq, a predicted model, not a curated record
GGUGGGUUUUUUCCUUUUCAUGUUCUGUAAUAAAUGUUCUGUAAUAAAUAAAACAACUCAACUUCAUUAAAAACCCAUCUUUUAUUAUUGUUUUGCAAGUAACGAAACGCACUUGACAUACAUUGAUACAACAAACAAAACAAACCCCUCUUUUUCUUUUUCUCAUUUUCACAGAUUCAUCAUCUUUCUCUUCACAUAUUACUCCUGAUUCCACUGCUUUAUACACAAUACAUACACAAGAAUUCACAAUCAAGAACUGGGUUGUUUCUUGAUACCAACACUUUUCACCUGAGGAAUUCAAUGGAACAAUUUGUCAACUUCAUCAUUCGCCCACCAAGAGCGGAAUACGACCCAAACAAUGAUCUCUUAGAUCAGGAAUUCAUGCUUAAAGGAAAGUUGUUUCAGAGAAAAGAUUUAGAGGUAAAGAACAGCCGAGGAGAUGUUCUCCAGUGUAGUCACUACGUGCCUAUAGUCCCACCAGAAGAAAAAGCUUUACCUUGUGUUAUAUACUGUCAUGGAAACAGUGGGUGCAGAGCAGAUGCGAGUGAAGCAGCUAUAAUAUUACUGCCUUCAAACAUCACAGUUUUUACCCUUGAUUUCUCUGGAUCUGGAAUAUCAGGAGGAGACCAUGUAACCCUUGGGUGGAAUGAAAAAGAUGACCUGAGAGCUGUUGUAAACUAUUUACGCGAAGAUGGGAACGUGUCUUUGAUUGGCUUGUGGGGCCGCUCAAUGGGAGCUGUGACUAGCUUAAUGUAUGGAGCUGAGGAUCCUUCCAUUGCAGGGAUGGUUCUUGACAGCCCUUUCUCAAAUUUGGUUGAUUUGAUGAUGGAACUUGUGGAUACGUACAAAAUUCGCCUCCCCAAAUUUACUAUCAAGUUUGCAAUCCAGUACAUGCGAAGAGCAAUUCUAAAGAAGGCAAAAUUCGACAUAGAGGAACUGAACACUAUCAAGGUCGCAAAGUCUUCCUUUGUACCAGUUCUAUUGGGACAUGCCAUUGAUGAUGAUUUCAUACAACCACACCAUUCUGAUCGCAUAUUUGAUGCGUACAUGGGAGACAAGAACAUAAUCAAAUUUGAGGGUGAUCACAACUCACCUCGCCCUCAGUUUUAUUUUGACUCUGUCAAUAUAUUUUUCCACAAUAUCUUACAACCUCCAGAGGAUGAAGUUGGAGCAGCCUUUUCAUAUACAUCUGAUGAUUAUUUUGGCAAGGGUAGUUGGAAUGCCAUCCAUGAUUUGGAAUAUGCACAUGACUUUUUAGCUGUACCCCCAGCUCCAGUAGCAAGUAGUACUGAAGAUGCCAUCAAUCAACUAAGAUCCAAAAGACCUAUGAGCAAAAUGGAGGUACCAUGUGAUAUUGCAUCCAAAGAUAAACAAUCUGCAGCUCAGGAAGAAGGGUCUGGAACUCAGCGCAGCUCAACAUCCUCUAAGAUGAUAAAUUUUGAACUCUCAAAUGGUCACCUUAAUGGACCUCAUGUGCCAGUUUCAGUAGACGACGAUGAUUACCUUGAAUACUCAUUUGAUGACAUGCCAGAUAUCCCAAGCAAUGUGGAUGAAGAAGAAAGGAUGUUCAUGGAAGCGAUAAUCGAGUCUUUAAAAGACCUAGAGAUGAGACAGCCUCAGAGUGAUGAACAGCAAUCCAGUGUCAGCAACAAACCUUCUUUACCGUCUGGAAGAGAUGACACCACUGCAGAAUCUCCUACGGCCAACACUUCAUCUCCCACUGUCAAUUAUAUAACAUCCGAACUUCAGUCUCCUGAUUCUAGCACAUCAUCUUAUCAAACUCCAGUAAACCAGGAGUCAAUGGAAUUAGUGAGUACUGGAGGUUCUGCUCGUAGUGAUAACGUAACGAGCUUUCAGACCUCUUCCGAGACUGAUGGAACAAAAGCGACUGUGACAGUCGUUAAAAACCCAGCAAACAAUAUCAUGGAUGGCUUGUUACGUCGUUGGGAUCUCAAUUUUUUCAAAAGCCGAUGACGGCAGAUGGUUCUAAUAUUAUUCUUUCACACGUAAAGGCUGUCUUCACUCUUUACUUCUGAUAAAGAGCUUUCAGGUAUGUAGUGUCGUGAAAUAGUUUGUGGGGUAAAAAGAAAAGGAAAGGAAACAAGAAAGUUGUUGUAUAUGUCUGUUGAAGUGGGUAACUGGGUAUCGUAGUCAUAUCAAAAUGAUUUACGAGUCAAAAAAUUUGUUGAAAAUUGUAACUUGUAGAUUCAAUGUUGCAGUUAUAGUUGUGAACUUAACACCCUGUGGGAAAGAUAGGAAGUGAAAAUCUGGGGGCUAGGAAAUUUCCCUGUAAAUUACAUUGGUUCUUAACUAGUGUGCUUAGUUUGAAAGAUAUGUAAAGUGUGAACAGUAAGCGUUCAUGUUUUCAAUAUUUGUUCUAUUUGGUGGCUAGAAGAUAUUUUGGGCAUUAUGUAUAAAAGUGCCUGGCCCUCUGGGUCUAGCUGAUGGGUGUAAAUUUUUAUGUGUUGAGUUUGCUAUCUUGAUCCAAGGUGCAGUCAAAAAUUAAUUUAUCUGUGAAUUCUCGUAAAUUAAUUUAGCUAAUACAAGGAAGUCUUAUUUUAUCA